AAGCUGCGGCUCUUAAUUAGAAACUGUCAUAUUGACAUUCACGAUUCAAGGUAUUCUCGCCAAAAAUACGCAUAUUUGGAUAGUUUUAUUUUUCUGUGCAGAAGGGUAGUUAGGUUGUUUCCAGGUCAAAACGAGGAUUUAGGUUUAUUUAGAUAGAAGGAACUUUUUAGAAAGGAACUAGCUGGAAAAAAAUCAAGGUGAAACAAUAGGUGAAAACGUUUUCCAUAAGACAACAUUUUGUCUUUUCACGUUUAGUCAAGUAAAUACAUAGUCAUGUUUUGGAAUCCUGACCACUCCGAUGACGAUGAUGACAUUGGACAAGAAAUUGGUUUCAGUGGUCGAGAGGGUAUUUUAGCGUUAAUUGACUGUGCAAACUACAUGUUUUCUGAAAACCCGGAUGGAUCGAAUAACUUCAAAGUAACGUUAGAAUUGGUAGAAGCUAUGAUGAGAAACAAAGUAAUCAACAGCGAGAAGGAUUUGAUCGGGGUUGUGUUUUACAACACAAAACAUAGUCUGCAACCUGUAGAUGAAAUCGAAUGUGCAGCCGGAUUGAUCGUUCCAAAAAAUACAUCCCUUUUUAUGCCUCUAAGUAAUCCCUCUGCAGAAUCAAUUAAAAAUAUAAUUGACUUGCGAGGAUCUGAAGACUUUAUGGAUUUUAAACGUAAAUAUGGGCAUUCAGAAGAAAGUAACAUGUCGGAUGUAUUAUGGUUUUGUUCGCGUAUUUUUACCAGAUGUGGAUAUAAGUUAGAACAGUCAAGUAUAGUUUUAUUUACAGUAAAUGAUGAACCACAUGCUGCAGGUAGUUACGAAUACCAACAAACUUUCAUUAAAGCCAAAGAUUUACAACAACUUGACGUGAACCUUAUUCUUGUUCCUUUGUCUAGUGAUUUCAACGAUCGCAAAUUCUAUCGGGAAUUUUUAUGCACAGUUGCAAACGAAAAUCCAAAUGAGUUUCAUUUUCCUUGCUAUCAGGAUUCUCGAGAACGUCUAUUAAAUAGAAUUUUUCGACGUGAUUUUAAGAAAAAGGCAUUGUCACACUUAAAGCUGCAAAUAUCAGAAACUAUUGAAGUUGGUGUCAAUUUAUAUUCGCUUUCGAGAAAAACACGCUAUCCAAAAAGAGUUAUGCUUUUAAGAGAUACUAAUGAACUAGUUGCCUCGAAAAAGUCCUAUCAAACCGUAUCAAAGGAAGAUUGCAGCCCAACAUACAAACCUCUUUUGCCAGGUGAUCAAAGAAAAACAUUGGCCACAGGAGGUGUAAAAGUUACAUUCACUGUCGAUGAAGUCGUGAGUAUGAAGCAAAUUUUUCAACCAGGACUACGAUUGUUGGGUUUUAAACCACUUUCAAAAGUGUCACCAUUAAAUCACAUACGCAGCUCCUUAUUUAUGUAUCCAGAUGAGAACAAUAUAGAUGGUUCUAGCGUUUUGUUUCGAGCCCUUUACGAAAGAUGCCUUGCUAAACAGAAAGCCAUCCUGUGUUUGUUGACAAUGCGCCGAAAACAACAUUCGAAAUUAGUAGCAUUGAUUCCCCAACAAAAUUGCGUUGACGAUGAUGGCGAGCCAUUUCGUCACAGCGGAUUUAGAAUUGAGUUUAUUCCUUAUGCAGCUGAUAUUAGGAAAUUGGAAGCAUUCGAGCGGUCUACUCCAGAUAUAAGCGAAGAGCAAGUCGACGUGUUCAAAGCAAUUGCGAAAAAAAUUCGUUUUAAAUAUAACCCUGCGCAAUUUGAGAAUCCAGUUCUUUCGACAAUGUAUACAAAUAUAGAGGCGUUGCUUUUCGAUAGAGUCAACCAUGUAGAAUACGAUUCCACAAAGCCUGAUGAUGAUAGAAUUGAUGCAAAAGUUGGAUGUUUCGUUUCUAUUUUGCAGGAUAUGUUCGGAGAAGAUAUAGUCAAUGCUCCGAAGAAACGUAUCAAAGUAACUAGUGAAGAGGGAUCAAAUUCAAAAAAGCCUAGAACCAUAGCGGAUGUAAACUCUACCUCAAUUCACGACGCAAUUCGAAAUGGAAAGACUGGAUCACUAUCGGUUGCAAUUCUUCGUGCCUACUUGCAACAGGAAGGUGUAGAAGGUAUUUCUAAAUUGAAUAAAGCGGCCCUCAUAGAGAAGUUGAAAGAAUACUAUAAAUGAAAACUCCUCGUUAAAUAGUGUUGUAAUUGAAAACAAUACGUGUUUAUUUGUAAACUUUGUUUAUGUUUCACUACGAACAACUAUUACGUUUUUUUAAUA
Wyeomyia smithii (pitcher-plant mosquito) is the source of this 2220-nucleotide messenger RNA. It is a transcript of the gene Irbp, whose product is annotated as ATP-dependent DNA helicase 2 subunit 1. Lineage: Eukaryota; Metazoa; Arthropoda; Insecta; Diptera; Culicidae. Gene Ontology annotation, biological process: telomere maintenance; cellular response to gamma radiation; cellular response to X-ray. Gene Ontology annotation, molecular function: DNA helicase activity; damaged DNA binding; double-stranded DNA binding. Gene Ontology annotation, cellular component: Ku70:Ku80 complex; nucleus. The coding region runs from base 274 to 2121 and encodes 615 amino acids. The transcript has 11 exons. The record is from RefSeq and is a predicted model, not a curated record.